This is a messenger RNA of Haliotis rubra (blacklip abalone), 3476 nucleotides long. Its product is annotated as espin-like. The coding region runs from base 102 to 2993 and encodes 963 amino acids. The record is from RefSeq and is a predicted model, not a curated record. Gene Ontology annotation, biological process: actin filament bundle assembly. The transcript is spliced from 11 exons. Gene Ontology annotation, cellular component: cytoplasm. Gene Ontology annotation, molecular function: actin filament binding. Lineage: Eukaryota; Metazoa; Mollusca; Gastropoda; Lepetellida; Haliotidae.
GCAGUCGACUCAAAACAUGACAGGUGUGAGAUGUGAUGUGUGUCCCGAGUCACGAAAAAGAUGAUAGAAAGAAAUCCUGAGUAAAUUUUGCCAGUUAAACAAUGGUAGCUAACAGGGCGCUCGAGGCGGCAAAAAGUGGUGACAUUGACAUCCUACAAUCUCUAACUGAGCCCGCGCGAGUGGCCGAUAAACACGGAGCAACAUGUUUACAUUAUGCCGCAAGGGGAGGGAGCGUCAAAACAAUUGAAUUCCUUGUCAAGAAAAAAGGAUUUAAUGCGAUCAAGAGAAGUAAUGUUGGAGCUACGGCCGCACACGAUGCUGCUGCCACGGGAAAUUUAGCAGCUUUAAAAUGGAUUCUUGAAAACACUGAGUGUAAAGUUGACGACCAGGAUGGCACUGGUGCAACUGUCCUCCACUUGGGUACCCGGUAUGGCCACGCCCAUAUUGUCACCUACCUGUUGGAUGAUACUAACUGUGAUAUUAUGAAGAAAACGGCAACUGGCGCCAUGCCUCUACAUUUUGCUGUUGUUGGUGGAACCUUGGAUAUUGUCAAGAUGCUUGCCAAAGAGGCCCCCAGAUCCGUGAACCUCCAGAUGAACAAUGGUGUCACAGCGGUAUAUCUCGCCUGCCAGUCUGGCCUGCUUGACAUACUAAAGUUUCUGGUUCUCACGGCGAAUGGCUCCCUCAAGAUCAACUCCUUUGAUGGCAUGGCUGUCAUCCAUGCUGCCGCUCAGAAAGGCCAUCUCAACUGUGUCCAGUGGCUUGUUGGAGAACAGAAGUGUAACCCAAAUGAGAGGGACUUUGAUGGUGUGUCACCUCUACACUUCGCUGCCACUCGGGGCCACCAUCAGGUGGUGGAAUGGCUGUUAAAACAUGGAGGCAGGGUGACGCUAGACAACCUGGGUGGGAGUCCACUGCACAACGCUGCUGAGAUGGGACACAAACAGUGUAUUCAGGUGCUGCUGGACGAUGGAUGUAACUGUAACAUCACAGACAACAAGGGACUGACUGCUGCGGAGCUAGCUGAGAAGUGCAACCAGCCUUACUGUGCUCGUCUCAUACGGGGAGAAGUCAAGCUACAGCCCCCGUCUGCCCAGCCACCUCUUGUCAUCCCCAGCACCAGUCGUGGGACUCCAGAAAGACGCCCUCAGCCCAGCGGUUUCCAAGGACACCAACUGAACAGACCUGCAUCAGUCGCCUCGUCUUGCUCCGACUACGGUUAUUACACGAGUCGAGAAGCUGCCCGCGGAGGCAAACAGAUCACUGUUUUUGCAGAGGUCCAUAAUAACAAGAAUCCAGACUACCGUCGACGUUUAUCUAAGGAAACCGGAGAGCCUGAAUGUGUCCUUCAGCCAGGUGAAAGGUCAUCUGCCCACAGGUCACCUUCACCCUCAUCACUGCGACCUCCUUCACCACCAGUGUCACCACCAUACAACGGUCGCAAUCGUGGAUCAGUGGUGAGCGAGUUGUCCUCAACAGCAUCCACCUUGAGUUCACUAUCAGCAUCAGCUUCAAGAGAGUUUGAGGAAUCCGAUGCCCAGGAUGGAAGAGUGAAAGUACCUUCACCUCAAAGAGUUCCGUUUUCAGCUGCAAGAGCUCGGUUUGAGAGUCGUCCACACUCAAAGUACGACACUACUCGUAGCUGUGACAGCUGUGAGGAGUCGGGGGAGACGAUUCCGACACACAACAUAUCGUCCUGGCGAUAUUCCGAAUUGUAUGCCAGGGGAAGGAAUGUUGUGAUUGAAGAAAAGGAGCCUAGUGGUAACAUGGCUUCACCAAGGGAAGCAUCUCAGAAUGGGGGGUCAAAGAAGACUGUGAUUCAGAUCAGAGGCAGUACUAUUCGUAUAGAUGAUGGGACAGGUUCACGUGAUAUUAAGACCCACUCGAAACAAAAUGGCAAUGUGACAGGCACUACACCUGUGAAGCCCAACCAGCCCAAGCUGAUAAUGACAAUGACCCCCUCUCCAGCCGACCAUUCUGCUACGUCGUCCGCGACCGCCACAGUUAAUGGAUCAGCUGCCAAUGGGCGGAUGACAAAUGGUGAUGUAUCUCCCAGAAACUCUGUAGGUCAGUCUGUUGUGAAACCUCAGUCUUCAUCAAGUGUGUCUGAGAACAAGACUGUCGGCGCAAGUAACGGAAUUACUAAUGGAACUACAUCAGCAACCACAACGUCUGUGACUAAUGGGACCUCCAUGGUUAAACACAGUGCCCCUGCAAGUGGUCGCCCAGUUGGCUUCAGUCCAUUAGGAAGCAUCAUGAUGUCAGCCCUGCCCCCGAAAGUGACGCCACAUGCAUCAGCUGUACCAGCAUCACAGAACUCACCCCUUCUCCACCCUACCCCUCCCCACCCCUCCCCACCUCCAGUGGAGGACCGCACGCCGUCGCCAAGCAACGCAAACAUAAAGCCAUCCAGCCUGUCCGGGGGCGCCUUCCAGAACCAGAAUGGCUUUGUAAGGCCUGCACCACGCAUUGCACCCGGCGACCUCAUAGCUGAGCUGCAGGCAGGGCCGGGGAAGUCAGGGCUGAAGACAUCCAAGGGUCCUAACCGGGGCGCCACCAUGGUGUUCUCCUUCGGCAACGGGAAUAUGGGAGGAGGUCAACCUCAACCUGCACAGCCCAAGCAGGCCCCAGUCAGCCGGUUAGAAGGGGAGUUUGACCCCAAGAACUUCCUUGACCAGGUGCCUGAGAAGGAUUCCACCGGGCAGCCAAUUCCUCAGUGGAAGAAACAGAUGCUAGCUAAGGGGAUCGCAGAGAAGGCUCAGAAGGAAGCUGAGGAACGGCGGAAGGUUGAAGCAGAAGAAGCAAGAUUCCGGAAUGUGCCGGCCUGGAAGCGAGCUCUCAUAGAGAAGAAGGAAACAAGCGGCAAAAAGAAUGAGAAACACCCAGCACCUGCAAAACUUGAGACUGUCAAUAAUACAGCACAUGUGGACGAAGAUGGUCGACCUUUAACGUCCUGGCAGACACAGCUUCGCAAGAAGAAAGGCAUCAAUUAGUUUAUUGUUAUUCAGUUAUUUGAAUUUUGGCUGAUUGUGUAGUUUAAGGUUGGUCAGAUUAAACUGACCAGCGAAGAAUCCAGAUCAUUCUAGCAUACCAUAGCUGGAUACUCGACAUAUCAUAGUCCAAGACUAGGAUCAUAACCUCACACUAGGCUCAAAGGACAUAGCCUGACACUUGGAUGAACAUCCAAGAGCAUCUGGAGGUUAAGUUCCUGUAUGAAGAUUCAUAUUGAACUGAGAUUUUGUUAUUGUUUUUUGUUAUCACAUGUACAUAUCCCAUGUCACCUUCAGCCGCUCCAUUGCUCGUGACAGGAAGCUGCUGCAAUGCUGAGUCUGUGGAACUUUUGGUUUAUACAUAUACAUGUGUUGUCGGCCCCUAAUAAUUUCUGGGGCCCUGUUAGUGUAUAUUUACACAGUCAUACAUAGAUGCACACACAUUAUACAGUGCAUUGACAAUAUUGAAUAUGCAAGUGAGGUGUG